Messenger RNA from Rotaria socialis, 1293 nucleotides. The record is from the annotation of a GenBank genome assembly. Lineage: Eukaryota; Metazoa; Rotifera; Eurotatoria; Philodinida; Philodinidae.
AUGCCAACGACUACGGCAAAUAAAAUUAUUAAUGAACAAUACACACAAAUUGAUCUAUCCACAACAACUCUAUCGACGUUUGCGGCUAAUCGCUGUGAAAAUCAAACACAAUCUCCUUUGGAUGAAAUUCAAGAUCGAAUUAAUGUUGUUGUUCCCUAUUUAGUUAUAUUGGGUACUAUUGGCAAUGGGCUGUCAGUUAUUACAUUUUCUCAACGAAGCUUACGCACAGUUUCAUGUGGUUGUUAUUUAUUGUUACUAUCCAUAUGCGAUACAAUAGGAUUAUUAAUUAUGUCACGACCAUAUUUUUUCAAACGAUUGGAUAUGGUACAUCAUCUUAAUUCCAGUUUGUUUUGUGGUUUACAUUUAUUUUUAACAAAAAUAUUUGAUGAAUUAACACCAUGGCUAUUAGUUUUUGUCGCAUGUAAUCGUCUUGUUUUAUCACGAUAUCCACGUAAUGAUCAAUGUUUUCAAACAGCACGAGCUGCUCUAUGGAGUACACUGUGCCUUUUAAUUUUAAUUAUAUGUAUUAAUUUACAUCUAUUAUUUGGUAUCGGUGUUGGAUAUUCGCCAUCACAACCGUGUACAUCUGUGUGUGGUCCAUUAACAAAUUCGCCAUCUUAUUUAUUUUUCUAUAAAAAUGUCAGCCCAAUCAUUGACUUAUUUAUAAGUUUGAUAAUACCAUUUUGUAUUAUCUUUAUUGCUAAUAUAUUCAUAUUAGUCAAUGUUAGACGUGUAAAGAAACAAGCGACACGUAUACGUCAUCGAAAACGAGCAAAUAGAAAUGCUCGUUUAAAUAUUGUUUUACUUGCGGAUCUCAUCACAUUUAUAGUUGCUACUUUACCAGUUUUAUCUGUUGAAUGCAUAUAUCGUUUCACACGUACUAUUGAACGCGCGAAACAAUUUGAUCAAAAUAUAAAUAUUGCAUGGGUUAUAGCAAAUAAAUUUUUUUAUUUAAAUUAUUCAUUAUCAUUUUACUGUUAUGUUUUAACUUCAUCAUAUUUUCGGCAUCAUUUUCUUCUUGCAAUAGGUUGUAAUAAAUUAAAUAAUGCUUUCUUUACAACAACACAAAAUAAUCGUCAACGUGAUCCAACAUCUGACUUUACAGCGAAAUACGGUAAUCGUUUAUCAUCAGCAUCGAAGAGUACGGUAAAAUGUGGUAAUUCAAAUUCAUUGCAUGUAAAAAAAAAGAUUGUUCGAUCUUCGGAAGAUAGUAUGGAUAUGAGUAAUGCUAUCAAUGAAAUGGUGCCAUUACGUGAAAGGCAAGUUCCAUUAACAAUACUACUGGUAGAUUAA